GCUGAAUAAUCAGACGGAUAUAUGUAUAACUAGCCUGGAAGGAGACAGACUUUUAGUUACAGUUGUCUAAUACUCAUAUUGUGAAUCAAAGUAUUUUGACGGAAUGCUUAUAGAAAACGUUGAAGCUCUAAAAAUAUGGCUGACAAAGACUCUUUCCCCAAUAAGUGAUGCAGAUCCUGCCUCUCUUGCCAAAUAUGUUUUGGCCUUAGUUAAAAAAGACAAAGUAGACAGAGACCUAAGGGAAGUCUGCAUUGAUCAGCUGGAAGUUUUUCUUCAAGGAAAAACUAAAGAUUUUGUGGAUGCAUUGUUUGAGGCAUUGACAUCAAAAGAAUACUUGAAACAUGCGCCUGAUUCCUCGACCAAGACACCAGCUGUCGAUGACACCAAGUCAGACGUGUCCCUCCCGAGUAAAUCUGACAGCAGGAAGGAUUCAGGAGAUUCUAAGAAGACUAAAAUCACUAUUGAGAAGGGCAGAGAAGUGAAGAGAGAAGACAGAAGACAUGGAUCAAGGAGUCUCAGUCCCAGAGAGAGACGCAGGGAUAUUGAUGACAGAAAGAGAAGACAUGAUGAUAGAAGGCUGUCUGAUGAGAGAAGAAGUUACAGAAGAAGAUCACGUUCAUACAGUCCAAGAAGUCCUCGAAGGACACGGGGAAGGUCCAGAAGUCCCCGUGACAGAGGACGGUCAAGGUCAUGGAGUAGGUCAAGGUCAAGAUCCAGAUCAAGACCUAGGUCAUGGAGUAAAUCUAGGUCAAGAUCACGAUCAAGAGAAAGAAGAGUAUACAACAAACAGCAGCCUGAUAGUCGAGGUUCUACACCUACCCUUGAUAAUGGGAAGUAUGACACGACCUCUACCAUUCCUACAGUAGGAAGUGCUGUAUACUCUGUCCCCAGAGUAGAAGGAGGGUACCCCUCAGAGUCCCAUUCCCAGGGACUGCCAGCUGUACCUGCCCCCUCAAGACAGAGAUGUAAAGACUAUGAUGAAAAGGGAUUUUGUAUGAGAGGUGACCUAUGCCCGUUUGAUCAUGGCCUGGAUCCAGUCAUUGUAGAAGAUGUCAGCAUUCCUCCUCCGCCGUAUGUCCCAGGACCUCCGGUAAUUCCUUCUAAUGGUGCUCCAAGAAUGCCAGGGCCAGGAUUUGUAAAUAGACCACCACCCCCAACUCUUGGAGGCCCCCUACCUAUGCCUCCACGUCCAGAUCACUUUGAGUACAACCCUGAGGCUCCUGGGAUGACCGGUCCUCCUAGACAAUCAUUCUGGCAUGGACCACCCCCACCCCGACCCCAGGGAGCUCAACCAGCUGCCAAUUUCCCUCCUUUUCCUCCCCCACAGAACCCUUCUGUUCAAGUCAGAAAUAGAGAGCAUCUCAUUAAUAUAACAGUGAAUGAUGACAGUGAGGAGAAUGCUAUUGUACCUCCUGGUACAGAAUCAACUGAACCAGGACCAGAGAACACAUUGAUUGACUCCAGGACAGAGGGAAAGCCUGGGAGGACAGUCAUUCCCCCAAAGCGACCCUAUAAUAGUGGUCCAGGUCAAGUCCAUCGAGGUUACCUAAACCCCUACCAUCAGAAUAACUACAGACCCUCCGCUCCCAAGAAACCAUUUGAUUUCAGCAGAGUAGGAGGAUACAGAAAGCCUGACACUGAUGCCCUAAGUCUGGAAGUUAGAAAAAUUCCUAAGGAAUUCAACAACAUUGCAGCAAUAAAUCAGCAUUUCUGUAAAUUUGGGAACCUAACAAACAUACAGGUUAAUUUUGAGAAUGACCCUGAAGCAGCCCUGGUGACAUUUUCCACCAAUCAGGAGGCUCUAGCCUGCUACAGAAGCACAGAACCUCUCUUCAACAACAGAUUUGUCAAAGUCUUCUGGCAUAAAAAUAAAGAGAACACUCAAGAGAAAAUAGAUAUAUCUGGUGAUCAGGUUCCUGAUCAAAGAUCUAUUAAGGAAAGACUAGGUCCACCCAUUAUCCCUCAUCCUAGUAAACUUUCCCUUAACAACACCAAACCUAAAACAACAGAGCAGUCUGCCCCACCAGCUCCUCCAUCCAAGGAGAAGACUGUGAUAUACACUUCUUCUGUUGGUAACAUAACAAAGACUGUCUACAACCCAGAGGUCAUUAAAGCUAAAGCUGCUAUCACAAGUCCUACAGCUGUGGGGUCAGCGUCCUUUGUCUCCAAAAUCGAGGCCAUUAAAAGACAGGAGGAGAAAAAGAAGGAAAUGAUGAAAAAGAAGGCGGAGCUUCAGAAACAGAAGCAUGAGCUGUUGGUAAAGCAGGUGGAGCAACAGAAGAUGCUUAUUUCUAAAUUAGAGAAAACAAAAAAUGCUGAGGAAAAAGCAGAAAUUAUGAAGACAAUUGACAUGUUAUCAAAAUCUGUGGAGAAAAUUAAGUCAGAGUUAACGGCUAACAAACCAAAAGGUGUGGCCAAGAAUGUGACGACACCCGAAGAGGCUAGAAAGGAGAUUCUGGAUACUGAGCUGGAGUUGUUUAACAAGGAGCAUUCAGGAGAGGACACAACUGCCCUAAAACAGAAACUGUCUGAACUCACUAAACAGGCUGCAGCCAUGGGGUUGCUUGGUAGAGGGAGAGGGCGGGGACGUGCAGCACCCCGACCCCGGGGAGCCAACACCUGGGUAGCAGCUGGGUUACAAGGCCGGGGUAAACCCACACACCACAUUCCCACACAGGGAAGCAGGAAGUUAGAUAAACGACCCAAACAGCUGGAGGUGACGGGAUUCAACUGGGAGGAACGAGAACAGCUCAACCAACACUUCUCUAAGUUUUGUCAUGUGGAGAAAAUAGAUUUUGAGGAAGAAGAUAAGAGUGCUGUUGUUACAUUUCACACCAGAGCAGAAGCAGAAAAGGCACUGCUGCAUUGUGUUAUGUACAUGGGCAAAAAUCUGAUCAUGAAUUGGCACACAGGAGCAAAGAUAAAGCCUGGACAAUUUGCUGAUAAUAACUAUCAGGACGAGGAAACUGCAGAGGUUGAAGGGGAGGGCCAUGUUGAGGAUGAUUUAGAUGAGGAAGCUCUUCUGGCGGGAGAUGAGGAUGAGGAGGAAGAUGAGGAGAGUCGGUCAUGGAGGAGGUGACGAUGAUGGAAUAUCAUCUUAAUCGGAAUUACAUCUAAAGCACUGUUGUGUCAUGUUACAUUCAGCUACAUUAAUGCCAUCUGUUAACAUUUUAUCAUGUUUAAUUGAUAUCUAGUCAUUAACGAGCCUAUUUUAAAAUGGUCUGUUCUCCAAUCAGUUUGUCAAUGUAUCCAUUAAGUUCAGCUGCUGUAAGAAUUAUUUGUAUGAUGGUCAAUACUGUGAAGCCACACAGACAUUUUAUGCUUAUGAAUAUUUUUACUUAUUCUGAUUUUUGUUCAUAUUAAAGAUUAGUUUUUGUCAUUUAAUAAUGUAUUACAUAUAUAGGUACAUGAAUUAAUAACUCUUGUGUACAUUAUUUUGAUUUGAUGAGAUUUACAGUAGUUUGUGCAUUGUAUCUGAGGGAAAUGUAAAAAAUAUGUAAACAUAUUUUUAAUUAAGGAAUUUUAAUGUAAAAUUGAUUUUAAUGUUUGACAAAAGUGUGAGAUCUAUUGUGAAGAAAUUGUACAUCAAAAGAAAUGAACAGAAAAAAAAAUCAGUACAGAAGAAAAAAAAAUGAGAAAAAAAGACAAGAAAAAAAUGUUAAGAAAUAUGAUGCAAUGUUACAAAAUAUUGAGAAUAAAUCGAAACAAAAGAUGUGGUUAAAAACCACCACAAAA
Molecule: messenger RNA, 3735 nt
Organism: Saccostrea echinata
Lineage: Eukaryota; Metazoa; Mollusca; Bivalvia; Ostreida; Ostreidae
Product: RNA-binding protein 26-like
Exons: 21
Coding region: 104-3079 (991 amino acids)
Biological process (GO): mRNA processing
Cellular component (GO): nucleus
Molecular function (GO): metal ion binding; RNA binding
Source: RefSeq, a predicted model, not a curated record